Molecule: messenger RNA, 4205 nt
Organism: Pseudophryne corroboree (corroboree frog)
Lineage: Eukaryota; Metazoa; Chordata; Amphibia; Anura; Myobatrachidae
Gene: RHOBTB3
Product: Rho related BTB domain containing 3
Exons: 12
Coding region: 662-2446 (594 amino acids)
Biological process (GO): proteasome-mediated ubiquitin-dependent protein catabolic process; regulation of proteolysis
Cellular component (GO): cytoplasm; nucleus
Molecular function (GO): ubiquitin protein ligase binding
Source: RefSeq, a predicted model, not a curated record
AUCUGCAGCAGGCGUUACACCUCCUGCUUGCUUCAGUAAUCUGAGUCACAUCCCUGGAUGCAGCAUCAGAUCUUCUGGGACACCAUCUGUGUGUAUGUGUGAGUGUGGGUGGGAGAGGGGCAUCAAACUCCUACCUGCCUCUGGGAGACUGGGAAGAAUUUACGCCCCUGCCAAUCACUGUUAGUGAAUAGUUAUAGUCAACUAUUUAAAAACAAGAAAAAUAAAUCCGGAAUAGUACGGAUUAUAAUAUUAGUGUGCUUUACUAUUAGUUAUGACGAGAGCUCCCUGUCACACACUAACAGCUGAUGGUCUAUGUAACCAGCAUCCCCCGGCAGGCAGACACUAGAGCUGCACCAGCCUGUGUACGUCUCCGCCCCCAGCACUGCCUGUCAGUGUAGCCUGACCAGCACUCAUGUCACGCACUCAGCAGUCCGCACACAGCUGUCCUGUUGCUGAGCAGGCAGAGUGAGGCUCAGUACAGCCGGGCAUGUGAAGCGGUGCUGGGCUCAUGACGCUGGGGAAGGCAGCGGUGGGUGCUGGGGCUGGUGCACACAGUGAGCUGAAUAUUAACCACCCAGCACUGAGCCCGCCUCUCCCGCACUGACACUGCACUCGGCACGGAGACAUGUGAGGAGCUGCAGCCCAGCAGCAGGACUCAGAAAUGUCAGUGCGGAUUGUAUCUCUUGGGAAUGAGGGCAAUCCAGCCUGUGAGGAUGAAGAGCAUUCAAGCCUAUUGUCUUUCUACCUUGGACACAAAGCUGAUGGAUUACAUAUAGAGGUCAGCCACCCAGUAUUCAAGGUCUACCAGGCCAUUGUUUUGCGUAGAGUCCAGAUAGUGGUGUAUGAAUGUCCUGACUGGGACACAUUUGAGAGUGAUGCGCAGAGGUCUCAGGACAGGAUAUUAGAAGCAGAUGUCUUUGUAAUAAAGUUCGCUGUCAGUGAUAAAGCUUCAUUCCUGAAUGUAAAGAACAAUUUUGCUCCAUUAAUAAAACAGAUAGUUAGCCAACGUCCUGUGCCGGUAAUCAUCUUGGCAAUUGGUGCUAGACAAAAUGAUGGUCCACCCUGCACUUGUCCCAUGUGCACCUCAGACAGAGAGGUUUCUGUCACUGCUUUGGAAGGGAUUCAACUUGCCAAGGACAUAGGAGGUACUUACCUAGAGCUGCACGCUCUGAAUGACUUCUACGUGGUGAAAUACUUUGGAGGACUGUUAGAAUACUUCAUACUUCAGACAAUGAACCAGAGGUCGGCUGUAAGUGUAAGGAAAAAGAACAAGAAUCAAGCCCUUAAGGUUAAACCUCCCAAACUGGGACAACCAGAAAAGAUGCCUGUUUUGAAGGAUGAGCCGUCGCAGUAUAUUACCGAUGUACAAGAUUUGCUGCUUCGCGGGCAGUGUGUGGAUGUGAUCUUUUUUACCACUGACAUGAAUCCGCUAUCCGGCGCACACCGAGUGGUGCUGUGUAGCAUGAGCUCAGUCUUUAAGCUGCUUUUUGGUGUGAUGCCUACAAGGGAGAUCUAUAACUCCAGUAUACGCAGGACAGCGCACACUCUGUUCUCUGUGUGCCCGGAACCCGCAGUAUCCUCUCAGAACGCUCCAGUAAGAGUUAUUGUUAAGGACUCCCAGUUCCAUACAUGUUUAUCUGACAUUCUCCACUUCAUUUACUCAGGUGCAAUGCAGUGGCAGCUGCUGGAGCAACAUCUUAAGGAAAGGUUGGAAAAUAGUGAGGUGGUGCGUGUUUUCCACAUAGUACGAUGUUUACUAAAGAAGCCAGGACAAGUUCUGAAUUCAUCAGACGUGCCUUAUUCACAUGCUAAGAAGCCGUUGCAGUUAUGCGACUCUCUUGGGCUAUUUUUUAACACUCCAUUGUUGGCGGAUGUAAUCUUCCAAGUGCAAGAUACUAAAAUACCUGCGCAUCGGGCUGUGCUGGUGGCCCGCUGUGAUGUAAUGGCUGCCAUGUUUAGCGGAAGUUACAUGGAAGCGAAUUGUGUACUUAUUCCAGUGUAUGACCUAUCCAGGGACACGUUCCUUGCUUUUCUGGAGUAUAUUUACAAAGAUUCCUUCUACCCUGCUAGCAUUCUGCAAGCCAUGUCACUUCUCAUUUGUUCUGAGAUGUACCAAGUGUCAAGACUGAAACGUGUAUGUGAACGUUAUAUCGUCACUCAACUGCAGAGCAUGCCAAGCAGAGAACUGUCAUCAACAAGUCUCAGUGUGGUCAGUCUGCUUAAGAAGGCCAAGUUUCAUAACUCUGAAUGUCUGUACACUUGGCUGCUUCAUUUUAUUGCUACUCACUAUCUGAUUUUCAGUCAGAAGCCAGAAUUCCAAGACCUCUCAGCUGAAGAACUGGAUUUUAUUGAGAGUCACAAGUGGCCUUCGAAUGUUUACUUGAAUCAGCUUAUGGAAUAUAGACGAUAUAUCCACUCCCCGAAAUACAGCUGUGCUGUCAUGUGACCAGGGCAUGCAACGGACUGGCUUAUGAGACUCCUCACAGAACAAUGAACCACCAUCAUUAUCUUUAUAUCACUGUUUUUUAAUUAUUAUUGCCGUGUUGACACUCAUAUUUAAUAAUAAUGCUAAGUUUUCAAAAUUCCCUACAUUUUCCGUUAUGAUAAAUAGAAAAUAUAUGCGUAAUUACAUAAUGUCUGUAAUAUUAUUUUCUGAAGAUUGCUUACUUGCUGAUGUUUGGAACCUGUCCUCUUGGAGAUUCCAAAGGGAGGCGUAAGUGGAAGGACCAGGUGAUGUGGUUUGUGGCAUCCUGGCAUACUGUAAGGUUUCCAGCAAAUCACAUCAUCCAAUCUAGCCCCCACCCCCUUCACAUGGGAACUGGGCUGAAUCCGGGAGCGUUCCCUGCUCUCACCGAGUCACGGCCUUAAAUGCGUGAGUCUUCCGGACAGUCCGGGAGGGUAGGCAAGUAUGGAUGAUUGCCAGCUGAUCGGAUGCUCUGUCUCCUAGUGAGCAGUGUGGUAUAGUUUAUGUUGAGAACACAGAAUUUCUGAUACUAGUGAUACAUAAGCCAAUCCUACUGCUGGACUGGAGGGCUGAGCAGUUGCUUCACUGCUAACUAAGGGUGUGUACACACUAUGCAAUAUCGCAUAUAAUUCGGCUGAUAUCGGCCGGCUCAUUGCUAUAUUGUAUAGUGUGUAUGCAUGAUACUGGAUACGAUGCGCACUCUCGCAGGUCUUGUCCAGCUUCGCACGUCGGACAUGCAUGCAGAUCUGACGUGCGAUAUUGCUUACGAGGGCCAUGCAGCUUGGCCUUGCUCCCCCUCCUCCCCCCAUCGCAGCCGACAUUGGCAAGUGUGUAUGCACUUACCGAUGUUGGAUCCCGUCGCGGACGACAUUGCAUGGUUUGCGAUGUCAUCCUAAUGUAUACAUAGCCUUACACGGGGGUUGUUAAGUUACUUGCUUUAUCAACAGGCACAUUAUGAUAAUGUGAAUGCUUUCCCUGAUUGCAUAGAGCAACACAUAUGUAUAAAUGGGUUGAGUAGGUUAACAAGAAAUUGCUAUAUCAUACAUUUUAGGAUAUUUAAUUUAUUGACUGAAUCCUCUGACUUGAAAUGUGGAAUGGAAUUUCACAAAAAUGUAUCAGAAUGCAAUGAGCAACUUUUCAUUUUUUUGCGAGCUAUUCUGACAUUUGUGAAAAGUCACUAAAGUACAGAUCCGCACCUUCAUCAGCAUACUGGCAAUAUUAUCAGUUGGCUCACGUGACAAUGCUACUUAGGUGUGUUUUAUGCUUCUCUUAAUAUGGUGUAGAACCUGCUCAAAAUGCUAUUUAUGUGACAUUGACAAAUACUGAAGUGACUUAGGGAUACCCCAGGGUCAGUAACGUAAGGGCAAAACAGUCCCUAAUAUUCCUGAAUAAAUACAUAAACAUAAUCUGCACACAGAUAAGAUAAAUGAACCGCUGGGCAGUCUCUACUGAAGUAAAUACACCAGUUAGAGCUGGAAGGAGAUACACAUCACAUGGAAUGUAUGAAGAAAAAUUAUCUUAAUUUCUUAAACUAUGAUGUGUAAAUAUUUUGCACAUUGCGUAUGAUGUAACAGUGUAUAGUUGUAUAGCAUUAAUGACAUUUUGAGAUUCUUAAACUUUUUCUAAAAUAACCUCUAUGAAUAGUGCAUACUUUACUAACUAGAGCAGAUCUAAUAGCAAACCAGAUAUACUACAACUUUUGUAUUGUAACAUGUAAGAUUAAAAUGACUCCAAAACCCAA